Manis javanica (Malayan pangolin) is the source of this 1418-nucleotide messenger RNA. The record is from RefSeq and is a predicted model, not a curated record. Lineage: Eukaryota; Metazoa; Chordata; Mammalia; Pholidota; Manidae.
UGUCGCCUCUGCGGCCGCGAAGGCAUUUUCCAUCUACCAUAUCAGAAAGAUGUCCUAUGUUUUUGUAAAUGAUUCUUCUCAGACCAAUGUGCCCUUGCUACAAGCCUGUAUCGAUGGAGACUUUAACUAUUCCAAGCGGCUUUUGGAAAGUGGCUUUGACCCAAAUAUUCGUGACAGCAGGGGCAGAACAGGCCUUCACCUUGCAGCAGCUCGAGGGAAUGUAGACAUCUGCCAGUUGUUGCAUAAAUUUGGUGCUGAUCUUCUGGCAACAGAUUAUCAAGGAAACACAGCCCUUCAUCUUUGUGGCCAUGUUGAUACUAUUCAAUUCUUAGUUUCCAAUGGACUAAAAAUUGAUAUUUGCAAUCAUCAAGGUGCUACACCCUUAGUUCUGGCAAAGCGCAGGGGAGUGAACAAAGAUGUCAUCCGAUUGCUGAAAUCUUUGGAAGAACAAGAGGUCAAAGGAUUUAACAGAGGAACUCACUCAAAACUGGAAACCAUGCAGACAGCUGAAAGUGAAAGUGCCAUGGAAAGCCAUUCUCUCCUUAAUCCCAACCUACAGCAAGGUGAAGGAGUCCUGUCCAGCUUCCGAACCACCUGGCAGGAGUUUGUGGAGGAUCUGGGCUUCUGGAGAGUGUUGCUGUUGAUCUUUGUCAUUGCUUUGCUGUCCCUUGGCAUUGCCUACUAUGUAAGCGGGGUGCUUCCCUUUGUGGAAAACCAGCCUGAACUGGUGCAUUAAAGGAGCUUAUGAGGCAAAUGCCUGUUUCCUGGCUUCCAAUGUUUGUGUUCAGUUUCACAAAAUCUUUCUCUUAUUGCAAGACAGUGAGGGCUGUACAUUUUUCUUUUUGCAUUUUUACUUAUUGUAGUCCUUGUGGAAUGACAUGUUCAUUUGAACUACUUACUGAAGUCAAGUAUACUGCAUCCUAAAGCUACCUCUGACCCAACCUGACUUCUUAGGAGAGCCUACACAUAGCCUUGUUUGAUAAAAAUAUGGAAAUGAUAAAGAAUGAAAGGUAAAGGAGGAAACUACAAAGUCCUUGCUAGAAACCUUAACCUAAUAUAGGACAAACUAAAAUGAGGUAUUGAAAAAGAAAAAGGGGUUUUCAUAUGAUUACUUUUUGUUAAUAGUUUGAUUUCUUCUUUAUUGUUGUGAGAGUCCCUUUUCUCUUUUUAUUUUCUUUCUCUAGGAAUAGAGGAGACAAUGAAACUCAACUUAAAAUGAAGUGCUUUUUUCAAAUCCAGUAUAGCAAACCAGUAAUAUUUUCAAGUCUAGUAACAAACGAAACAGAACUUUUCAAAAAUGAUUGGUUUGAUCUUACAUUGAUUUGUUUUUAGGAUAGUUUUGAUUUUUUUUUUGUAAACUGCUCUGCUUGUUGUUAAUAUUUGUGAAAAAAUGAAUUUGAGGAGUUCAUUUUGUUUAC